Pyrus x bretschneideri (Chinese white pear) is the source of this 648-nucleotide messenger RNA. RefSeq lists its product as uncharacterized. Bases 1 to 648 code for a protein of 215 amino acids. Lineage: Eukaryota; Viridiplantae; Streptophyta; Magnoliopsida; Rosales; Rosaceae. The record is from RefSeq and is a predicted model, not a curated record. The transcript has 3 exons.
AUGCCGGUUUUCUGUUACAUACGAGUUGAUUGGUUUUUCUAUCAUGGCAGUUUCGUUGAGAUGUUUUCUUCGCAGAGUGUUACAUUUGAAGAUCAUAAAGCUGAUUUUGACUCGGACAAUUGUUCCAUGGACACAUCGGAGGAGUCUAUCCUUGAUGAAUAUGAGGGCUCUGAUGUUGAGAUUGAUGGACCAGAACUGGAAGACGCCAUAAAACAAUCAUCGGAUAACGAUAAUGCUCGUCAACUAACUGUUUCUGAAUUGGAAGAAGAUCAGAAAGCUGAUUCUGACUUGGAUGAUUCUUCCCUGGACACACGGGAGGAGAGCAUAGUUGAUGAACACGACGGCUCUGAUUUUGAACUCGAUGAACCAGAACUGGAAGAUUCCAUAGAGAAUCUGGAAUCUAUCAGUGGCUCAGACCUAGAUGGACGAGACAGAGAUAGCAUGGAAUCAUGGACGGAAUCCGAGUCUUUAUCAGCAGAUUCAUCCUCCUCUAACCAGCUACUUGUUAAAGCUAAAGAAGAGAAGCUUCCCCGCCAAAAGCCAGUUGUGAAAGGGAAAGCUAAGGUGAAGGAGAAGGCUGUGCUCGGUGACGUGUUCGCAAAAUAUGGGUCCAGAGAAGCUGCUUUGGCUUCAAAGGGAGAUAGCUAA